Messenger RNA from Colossoma macropomum (tambaqui), 1651 nucleotides. It is a transcript of the gene stk33, whose product is annotated as serine/threonine kinase 33. Gene Ontology annotation, molecular function: protein serine/threonine kinase activity; ATP binding. Gene Ontology annotation, cellular component: nucleus; cytoplasm. Bases 125 to 1651 code for a protein of 508 amino acids. Gene Ontology annotation, biological process: mitotic DNA damage checkpoint signaling; protein phosphorylation. Lineage: Eukaryota; Metazoa; Chordata; Actinopteri; Characiformes; Serrasalmidae. The transcript is spliced from 13 exons. The record is from RefSeq and is a predicted model, not a curated record.
UUCUCGCCUUGAGGGAGACAAACUUCAGAGUCUCGCCGGACUGAGUGAAACUCGGCGCGGCGGGUUUUUCAAUGAGCAGAGACGGCUUUACUCGAGGGACUCAGCCGCACAGCCGCUACGGGAGAUGACUCAGGCGAAUGCUUCCGGAGCUGCUAAGAAAAUGGCCUCCCAGUGGACCCGCGUAAACAGCGCUGAGAAAAAGGUGGCACACACUCGCAUAGAGGAUGAGGCCGACAUUCAGCAAAUCUACUCCUUUGGGAGGAAAUUAGGUCAAGGUAGCUUUGGGGUCGUCUUUGAAGCCACUCAUUUUGAGACGCAGAAGAAGUGGGCUAUUAAGAAGGUGAACAAAGAGAAGGCUGGAAGGUCUGGGGUGAAGCUGCUGGAAAGGGAAGUGAGCAUCCUAAAGCGAGUCAACCAUGCACACAUUAUCCAUCUGGAGGAGGUCUUUGAGACACCACAGAAAAUGUACCUGGUGAUAGAGCUGUGUGAGGGUGGAGAGCUGAAGAGGCUCUUGCAGAAGAGCAAGCGCUUCAGUGAGGAGGAGACCAGACACAUCAUCAGCAGCUUAGCUGAGGCCAUCGUCUACCUUCACAAAAAAGACAUUGUUCACAGGGACCUCAAGCUGGAAAACAUUCUUGUAAAGAGUUAUCACCACAGCGACGACAACGGCGCAGUCAAUAUCAAGGUCACAGAUUUCGGACUGUCUGUUCAGAAGGGUGGAGUUGGCAGUGAGAACAUGCUGCAGGCCACAUGUGGAACACCCAUCUACAUGGCACCUGAAGUGAUCAAUGGCCACGAAUACAGCCAGCAGUGUGACGUGUGGAGCAUCGGUGUCAUCAUGUACAUGCUGCUGUGUGGAGAGCCGCCCUUCAUGUCCAGCUCCGAGGAACAUCUUUUUGAAUUGAUCAAGAAGGGAGUGCUCAACUUCUUGGGUCCUGUGUGGGAUACCAUCAGCGAUGCAGCAAAAAAGGUGCUGCGCUGUUUGCUGAAAGUUGACCCGGCACAUCGCAUCACAGCUAGUGAGCUGCUGGAUAACCCCUGGGUCACAGGAGACAACUCCACGAAUGCGUCCCCCACUAACGUGCUGGAGAUGAUGCGGCAGUUCCGGGAUGCGCCAGAGGAUGGCGAGAGCGACGAGCCGAGUACGGGCCUUAGCAGCCUCUCCCUCAGCCGUUCCCAGGACAGCCUGGCCGAGCCUGCGGCUUCCCCAGAACCUCCUACUGCUCCUGCUCUUGUUCCCGCUUCCGUUCCAGCGCUCAGCCUUGAAGUCGACACAGACAGCAACAGCAGCAAACCUUCCACGCCCACUAAACAGCGUCAGAAGAAGAAAAAUUCCUCUUCUUCUUCCAAUGGUACAAAGAAGAACGGACCUCCUGUAAAGAUGUGCAACACUCUCAGCUCGUCCAGUGCACAGUCCCACACAGGUAACAAACCCUCCGCUCAGCCGAGUGCAAAGCGCCACGCCCCACCGAACAAGAUGGAGAGUCUCAGCAGCGGCGGCAGGGCUUCCUCUCCCAAACCAGCAGGACCAACUGCAGCGGCGUGCCCAAGCAAGUGCGAGAGCUCAUCACUACACAUCCCCAGCCCCGGCCCCACAGACCACCGCCCCCAUAAACCAGGCCCCAGCCAGAGGGCCAAGAAGAACAGCUAG